AUGAGUUACCUUUGGCCUUGACCACGGUUUGACGGUGUAAUGGAAAAUGUUUCCACAGCGGAAGAAACUUAAGGGUGUUUUAAACAAAUAUUAAGGCCUGUAUACCGAAAGUCCGUUUCAGUGUUCUGUGCCAUCAAUACCGGAACUGCAAUUAAUAUCACCAUCUGAUUUUCGGAAUUCUUAAACAUCUGUACUAGAUACAAAAAGUGCCAACUAACAUCAAUUCAUAGGGUUUAUUCACAUACCAACCCAACAGCACCAUGGAGGAAGGAGAGACAGUUUCAGCAAUUGCGAAUCAUUUUGCCGGGAAAAACAUUUUUAUCACGGGGGGCACAGGAUUCCUAGGGAAGGUGCUUGUGGAGAAACUGUUACGAAGUUGUCCAGACAUCGGAACUCUUUACUUGUUGAUGCGUCCCAAGAAUUCUCAGGAUAUUUACGAACGAAGUCAUGAACUUAUAGAAAAAUCGAGUGAUUGGUUGCAGAUACCGGCAUUUGAAAAGUUAAGAAAUGAACAGCCAGAAUUUCACAAGAAAAUCCAUCCUAUCAAUGGAGAUAUUGCUGUGGAUGAUCUCGGAGUGUCCGAGGAAGACGCGAAACUACUCCAGGAAAAAGUAGAUGUGGUAUUCCAUGGAGCAGCUACAGUGCGGUUCGAUGAACCCCUUCGUUUUGCGGUAGAGAUGAAUCUUCUCGGUAUUCGGCGGAUGGUGAAAUUCUGUCGGAAAUUUAAACAUCUGGAGGUUUUCCUCCACAUGUCCACUGCUUAUGCUAACUGCGAUAAACCUUUUAUAGAAGAAAUGAUUUACAAUCCUCCCGUGGACCCUCAGAGACUUAUAGAUGCCCUUGAAUGGAUGGAUGAUGAGAUGGUUGAAAAGAUCACACCCAAACUGAUCGGUAACAAACCCAACACAUACACAUAUACCAAACAGCUGGGGGAGCACCUGUUGGUGAAGGAGGGAUCUGACCUUCCCCUAGCCAUUGUUCGUCCCUCCAUAGUGGGCGCAGCAUGGAAGGAACCUUACCCGGGGUGGAUAGACAACUACAACGGGCCAAGUGGUUUGUACAUUGCUGCUGGUAAAGGAAUCCUGCGGUCGGUGAAGGGAGACUUCCGCUGUGUGGCAGACAUCGUGCCUGUGGACAUGCCCGUCAACAUGAUGAUCGCGGCGGCGUGGUACACAGCUGUUAACAAGCCUAGCUCAACCCUUAUCUAUCACUGUACCACAGGCAGUACAAAUCCCUUCACUUGGGGGGAGAUGGAGGGUGUUGUGAUGAAUUUCUGGAAAAAAGUCCCUCUUGACUCCUGUUUCAGGAGACCUAAGAUUAGCCUCACAAUGAACAGUAUGAUCCAUGACUACUGGGUGUUCGUGAGCCACAUGAUACCCGCCUACUUCGCAGACAUGGGGUACUGCCUCAUGGGAAAGAGGCCAAGGAUGGUGAAGAUCUACAACAAGCUCCAUCGAGCUAUGAACUCCCUCACAUUUUUCACCACACAUUCCUGGGAGUGGACGUACAACAACCUGGACAUGCUGAAGAGUCAGAUGACUCCAGAAGACAAGAGGCGAUUUUACUUUGAUCCACGGGUCAUGCACUGGCCUACCUACUUAGAGAACUAUUGUCUGGGUACAAAGAAGUUCCUCCUCAAUGAAGACCUGUCUGGACUACCAGCAGCUAGGGCCCACCUCAGAAAACUGAGGAACAUCCGAUACACUUUCAACACCAUCCUUCUUGUAGCUUUGUGGCGUGUGUUAAUUGCGAGAUCACAGAUUGCGCGGAACUUGUGGUUCUUCAUCAUGGGGCUUGUGAUGAAGUUUGUGAAAUAUACGCGUAUAACCAGUACAAUCGGUGGGAAAUAAGGACCCGGGUAUGCUUUGGACCACGGACAACAGGAUGUCGGGUACCAAGGAUGGAAAUAAUGAUGUUUAAAGGGGGAAAAAUUCCGCACCCCAAAGCGGGACUGUAAAAAUUCUCACUCCAGCAGUUGUUUUCUGAUCAAAAGGCUGCAAUCGAGAUCCAUUUAUCCAAUGAAAAGAGAGUCAUGAAAUUCUACGAUUUCACAAUCCAGUGUCUAGACUGGUAAGGUUCCACUGUACACUAUUUCAAAGUGUCCUGACAUAUACAAGACUCCAUCAUUGAACAAGACAGACUAGCAGAGAUAUAUGGAUUUGUGAAAUCCAUAUCACCGUUGAAACUGAUAGAUUUCGGAAUGAAUAUGAGAGAACAUAAGAGAUGUGUUUCAGUUGAAAGAAAUGUAUGUGAUUGUUGUGGACGGAGAAAAUGUUUACAAAAAAUGUGUCCUAUUCAUACAAAAUGUUAUGCCUUUAAUAAUCUUGCUAAGCACUAUAUAAGCAUAAUUUUAAGGUGUUGGUGAGAUGUUUUUCUUAAACAGUAAGUAGAGUGGCCAGUUACUUAUACAAAAACAUUUUCUGAAAAAAACAAAAUUAUUUCUUUUAUAAUCAUAUGGUGUUAAGUUUACCAUCCUGUCAAUUGAAAUUUAUAUCUGUAUUUUUUUUUCUUACUUUUUUGAAAAUUUGACAAUAUGUGACAAUAUCUUCCCGGUUUACUGUAACUGAAAAUUAUAAAACAUAGCUGUCAUUUUGACCAAAACUUAACAUAAAUCUCCCUCGAAACUCCCUCAUUCAAGUCUCAUAAACUCAAAAUCUACAUUCUGUGGUUAAACGAUACUCUUGUUACUGCAGGAUGUGUGUAAUGGUCAUAUUAGGUGUGUCUGAAUGAAAUGAAUGCUUUUUGGAGUUAUUUUGGUACAGAAAAAAGGAAAAGAAAAAUUAAGCAAAGCAGUUCACUCAGCACUUUCUCCCUCAUUCGAAAUGUGGAAUGAGGGAGAUCUCGCUCAUCAGAGGUUUCAGAGGUUGACACCAAUGAUAUUAUCAUGCAUUCUAUUGAUAAUAAUAAUGUUACAUUGGGCACUAUAAAGGUUAGUGCGACUAAUAAAUGAUGAAGUGUACAACAGUGUACAAUUUGAUACCAGGAAAUGUGUACUUUUAGUGUGUAUAUAUUACGCCCUCUACAUAGAACUGAUCUGUGUGUAUAUUGUGUCCGUAUAGAACAUCAACUAGAUCAGAAAAGCCUGUGUUUCGAAUGUGUGUUUGUAUUUCACUUCCUUCUGUCUCUGAAACAACAACAGAACUGCAAGUAUUAGCCCGAGUUUUCUCUGGCCCGACACCAGAGGUCUGGUGUCUAUCUGUCAAAAUGUCGUAAGUCUGGGGUCAGGGCCAAAGGAAACUCGGGCUAUGCAAGUAUUUGUAUAUUAUUUUCACAGUACAGUAAUUAUUUUCCAUGAAAAAAUACAUGUGAAAAUAGUUGUGUCAUGACCGCAGCUUACAAACAAAUUUGGCAUAAUUGAUGGAUUUAACAAAUAUGCGAAAAAUUAGGGACCGUGUGAAAAAUACUUUACGGUAAUCAAUUGUACAGUUUUAAAUACAGGAAUGUGGAGUUGUGUGACUUUUGAAUACUUAUAUUUACCUCAUUCACCCCUGAAGACGCAUUUGAACUCUUCUAAUUCAAAGGUCGGAAUAGUUCAUUUUGAAAUUUCAGGGGUGAAAGAGUUAAUAAAGACACACUGUAGACACAUUGCCAGUUCAUUAUCUUCCCCAAAGGAAAUGCAUAAUUUUUUUUAUUAAGAUAUCAACUGUGCAAAUGAGAGCUGUCGGACUGAAAAGUGACAAAUUAUAAACUCUGUAUAUAUAAUGUAUAAUUUACAUCUAUAAUAUACAUCCUCUGUGAUGUACAUUAAUAUAUAUAAAUGGCCAACUGUGUGAAAACAGAUAAGUUCAUGUUUGAAUAGAUGUGUGUAAAUGAUACCAAAUGAAUCUGUUUUUAUAUUGGCAUAAUGACACAAUGUUGUUAGAUCCAUGUAUAAUAUUUAUGUUUAAACAUUUAGCAUCAGAAUUUCUUUAAUACUGAAAUCUAAUAUAUGUUGUGAGCUUUAUGUGUGGGCAAGAACUACAUAACAUUUCAUUCCUCAUGUUUUUCUCCAAUGACAAAACUUCAGCACAUAUGAUUUAGAUUAUGUGCACAUAUUGCUUUUUGAUUUCUGUCUAUCAAAACACCCCCAUGUAACAUAAGACAUUUAUCGGUAGAAAAGAUCUACAUACCAUUAACUCAUUCACCCCUGAUGACACAUUUGAACCCUCCCAAUUCAAAGGUUGGAAUAGUUCAUUGUGAAAUUUCAGGGGUGAAUGAGUUAAUAAAACACUAAAGAACUAAGGACAACAUUCCUAUAGCAAAGUGUCAAUUAUUCAGUGUGAUGCUGAAGGUAUCAUGUGACUGUCAUGUGACCUUGUCAUGUGAUCAGUGUUAGCUGUGUCUUGUCAAAUAUUUUCUUAUCUCGGUGAAACGGUGCAGGAUAAAGUUGCUUCCUUUCCAAAGUGCUCAAUGGGUGUUGUGAAUUUAGAGGGCAGAAAAUGUGAGACUCGUUUCCGGCAAUCUUUGUGAAUUCUGUCUAUGUAUACACAUUCUAUUGAUAUGCUUCAUUCUCACAUCAGACAAUACCAAACUAAUUAAAUGUAUGUGCUUCAUUCUCACACAAAGCAACAGUAUCAGAUAUGUGCUGCAUCCUGACAGGUGAUCGACAGCACCUAUCAUUAUAUGCCUUGAAUAUUCUCACAUGAGAUACCUGCAUGUAAUUACUGAAUACCGCAGUUUAGACUUCGCCUUUUUUGCUCUCUGUAAUGAGGAAAAAAUUGUCAUUGCAGUGAAUAUUAGUAAACAACAUACUACAAAUUGAUAUUAAAUGAGAAGGACAAAUUUAAUAUUGGGCGAAAAUGGAUUUUACCGUCAAAGGGCGAAAAUUACCCGGUGUAUUCAGUAUGUAUACUUCAUUCUCAUAUGUGACACCAACAUUUAUCAAUUUUAUUCUCACAUGAGACAAUACUUAAAAUCACACUCUUUAUUCUUACGUGUGACAACACCAACAGUUAGAUGGGUUGUUAUAAUUCAUUUCAAGAGUAAACAUGAUAAAGAAUUGGAAUCCUUUAUAUAUUCUCUGUGGUAUAAUCAUUAAUGAAGCAGACUUUUGGAUUAUUAUCCUCAGACAGCUUUACUUCAUCAGUACUUCCUUAGAGCAGAAAUUUCAUAACUUGACUCAAAUAAAGUGGUGAUUUACGAAAAUUGAAAUAGCACAAAGCAGUUAUACAUGACAGUAGUAACUCAUGCAGUGAUUGAGUUAUCUCCCUUUGUGUUUUUCUUCCUUCGGUUUUGUUGUUGCUUAUAUUGAAUAAUGAAACUGACAUAUGUGUGAUGAUCCCUAUCGUCUAAGGAGUACAUGUAUGAAAAUUACUUUUGUCGAUCAGUAUGAUACUAAUUAUAUGUGGUCUAUGUACUAGCAUAUGAAUGAAGUUUCGUCUCAUUAUAGCAUAACUAAUAGAAUCUCUCAUCCCCUUGGGGGCGAGAUAGGGGAAUCUCAACCCGAGGGGGAAGAUUCUUAAGUUGCCAAAUACUAGGCUGUGCCGAGAUUUUGGCAAAUUAAGAAUCUUUCCCCGAGGGUUGAGAUUCCUCUAUCUCACCCACAAAGGGGUGAAUGAUUCUUUUUCUCUUCCC
Molecule: messenger RNA, 5553 nt
Organism: Mizuhopecten yessoensis (Yesso scallop)
Lineage: Eukaryota; Metazoa; Mollusca; Bivalvia; Pectinida; Pectinidae
Product: fatty acyl-CoA reductase 1-like
Exons: 13
Coding region: 261-1850 (529 amino acids)
Biological process (GO): long-chain fatty-acyl-CoA metabolic process
Cellular component (GO): peroxisome
Molecular function (GO): alcohol-forming very long-chain fatty acyl-CoA reductase (NADP+) activity
Source: RefSeq, a predicted model, not a curated record